Ectocarpus sp. CCAP 1310/34 is the source of this 1341-nucleotide messenger RNA. NCBI's taxonomy places the organism in Eukaryota, Phaeophyceae, Ectocarpales, Ectocarpaceae. The record is from the annotation of a GenBank genome assembly.
AACUAUUUCUUGUAUCAAUCGGCAGGGUGUGCAGCUGCCGCCGCCGGAAUAGCGCGAGGAACGGCGCGACGACACCGAAGGAGAGAUCCCUGACGUCGUGGCGUGGCCAGAGGGACCCUCGCACAUUGUAUGCAUCUGGCUAAGGAACCUGCGGACGACCAAGCUGUGAGUGAGCCGUGAGUAAUAAAGGCAGCAAGUACAGGGAAGGCGACAGAAGUUUUGCGGCCGACGAGGAGUGGAGGGGGGGCGGGCAUGGGGUGGAGCUCCUGCGGCACCCAACGGAGGGCGCGGUACCGUCGCCGCUGGCUGCUCUCGUGCCUGGCGCUGUUAGUCCCGGCGGUGGUGCCACCGGCGUGCGCCCAGGUAGCGACGACAACAUGCGGCAGCACCUCGCCGCUCCGAGUAGAAACCGUAGCCGAAGCCGAAGCACUCGGCGCCGCCGUUGACUGCGCGAACGGCGGGACGGUGGAGGCCAUUUGGGCGGGGACGGUUACUCUUACCGCUCCCAUUUCCGUCGGGACGGGGACGUUUCUGUCCAUCACCGGAGAAGGCGACUCGGCGGAGGUGCUGGGCGGCGGUCAGACCCAGAUGUUCUACAUUUCCUCGUCGGGAGGCCUGACGCUGACCGACCUCAAGCUCUCGGGAGGAAGCGCUGCAAGCGGCGGCGCCGUCUACGCCAGCGCGGCAUCGGUCGCCCUCAACAGUUGUGUCUUCGACGGCAACUUCGCAACCGCCGGGGACGGCGGGGCCGUGGCGUUGGAGGGCGGGGACCUGACGAUAGUCGGGGGGGAGUUCUCCGGGAACAGCGCCAGCGGGAACGGUGGUGCCGUUCUUGCCACUGACGCUACGGUGGUCAUCCAGGACGGCACCCGGUUCGAGGGCAACAAGGCGGUGGAGGGUGGAGGGCUGUACUGCGGAGGGGCGGAGAACUCGACGACGAUGACAACAGUCCCGUCAUCAUCGUCCGCCGCCGCCGCCACCUGCUCCCUAAGCGGAGCGGUCUUCGGGGCCAAUAACGCCUCCAGCGAGACCAUCGUCGACUACGACCUGAUCGAGUCGCCGUGGGUCACCCUCUACGGCGGUGGGGCGGCCGCCUUCUACCGGGGGGUGGUUGACAUCACGGGGUCGGAAUUCCUGGGGAACUACGCGCAGGUCUCUGGCGGGGCCGUGUACGGCGGCAGCGAUUCCGUCCUGACCAUCGACGGCUCCAGCUUCGAGGAGAACACCACGCCGGGCUACGGGGGGGGGCUAGCUGCGUCGUCAGCUGUCCUCGGGGGAGACACGCUGCUGAGGAACAACUCGGCCACGUCGAACGGCGCCGGGGUGAGUUUCGUUAUCUAG